AGCAGUUAAGUGGUCGAGGAUUGUUGACCGUUUUGUCUAUUUUGGAAGUUGCAUCGGCCCUAAUAGAGACCAAUCAGUAGGCAUGAGCAACAAUCAUUAGAUAGGACGCUGCCUUCUCUAAUACAGGCUUCCUAGUUUGUUAUAUCUACAAAGUGCAUGUAAUGUAGCUUGAAUUAGAAUUUAGUUUGCCACUGGAAUUGAUUUAGCUCACAAUAUGUUUUUUCUCACAUUUCUUAGUAUUGCAAGGAAUAGAUUUUUGCGACCAAGAUAAGUGUAACACUACUUAUCGUCGGUAUUUUAUUCUAUUUUCACUGCAACUCUUUCACAUCACAUCCUCAAAAGAAUGUUUAUCAUCGUUGCCUAAUAUAUAUAUAUGUAGUGAAUUUCGGAACAAGGCAGUGAACCAACGUGAUCUUUAUCGGCGUUAUCAGACAUUUUACUUUUCAAGUGAUGAAUAAUCGCUUCCUUGGACUUGUAUAACAGCUUCCGGUGAAUUCGUAGUAUACGCCUCUAAUAAAACUUUUCUUCAUUUCUCUCGUGGAAACUGUCUUACCUCUUUAGGCUGUGAACAUAUGGCUUUAUGUGGUUAAAGUAUUCACUCCCUUCAGAAAGACAGAUUAAAUCAUAACUUUAUCCAAAAGUAAAAGGCUGUUUGUAGCACUUCCGAAAAUAUAACAGGUAGUUAUCUAACAAAGUAUACUGACAUAAGACGAUGAUCGAUGUGUAUCUUGGUUCCACCCAUGCGGUAGUCACUUCAUUAUUCCGCAUCUUUGGAAUAAACAGUGGUUGUGUUAGAUUAAGUGCAGUUCUACGAGUACGAUCCACGUAAUUACAUAUUUCGGUGCUAUCUAGUACAUUUUGUAUUUAAACUACAUUGAGUUUCUUGUCAUUGCAAUCAUACGUACAGAAAAAUGCGUGCUUAUUGUAAGAUAGUGUAUAGAGUAUGGUUUUUAAAUGCUAUCUUCUAUGCGGAUUUUAACGCUCAGCUUAAUAUAUUUCACUUAAAGCCGGCCACGAAGAAAUACAUUCUCCAAAGAGCAAUGUCUAUUUCAAAGUUUCUAUGUGUAAGCUGAGAAACGUUAACUAGGGUUUGUUUACAAACAAUAAAAUUUAGCGCAACAACAUAACAAUGAUGAUGCUAGUUGGAUUAUUUCCAGCUAAAGAUGUCUGUUAAAAUCGGUUCACACUCAAAAAAGUACUCAAAAAUUGAUUCUCUUUGGUAUUCGAUAAGUCAUAGUAAAUUUGUAUAAGGCUUGGAUCAAAGCGCAACCAGGAAAUAAGAAUUCUUUAUUAUGUGUCAUGCAGCAUAAUUGAUUUGAUAAAAAUAAUAGUAUACAACCGUGCACAAUACCAUUAAAUAAACAUUUUCUUUCAAUAAGAAUAGGUUUUCUUGUUUUAGUCUCCAUAAGUUUGAACAAGAAGUUACGUCGAUUUUGUUUAUCGGACUAUACUCUUUAACCCUACCAGAAUACAUCUUCAGAUAUUUCCUCUGUUCUUUUUCCUGCCACUUACCGCAGUUAUUUGCCUCAAUGUUUUACAGGAAAUGUUUGUUUCGUAUUAAUUAUGGCAAAAAUAACCAACCGUAAAUCACCAAAACAUAUCCAUUCUUCACUGGAGUGGAAUCUCCAGAACAGUGAUCCUAGCUGUAUUAACGAUCCCUACUGGUCUUGGUCAGAUGACCAUAGAUAUCAGAUAGCCAAUAUUGCUCAAGACAAUCAGGUUAAAGUUGUGGUGUCUGUGGAACAAACGCUAUACGAUGUUGCUGAAUUGUUGGAAAGACAGUUAGGUAUUAGUCUUUCUGGAUGCCAAUUUUAUCUUCAAGAUCGUAUCAAGCUUCGUGGAGAGUCUCCACUAGUUGAACAUUGUGUAGAAAUAUCUGGAUUAGUUCAACUAUUGCUUGAGGUUAAAACAGCGAAUGCUGGUUAUCCUUUCCGAAUCAACGUGGUUGACAUUCAAAUACCGGAAUUAGUUGGUCCUAAUGCUUCAAACCCCAAUAUGUCGAUUGAUAAAAGCAAGCGUCCAAGUAUCUCAAAGGGAUCAGGACAACAAGCAUCUAAUACAAACACAACAAAAAAUGAGGAAGGCAGAAGUGAAAACACUCAGUUAUCAAAUACUCAACGACCGUCAAGUCCGAAAGCAGAAUGCAUAUCCCCGCUUACAGUCGCUGCGGCUUUAGCCGCAGCUUCUGAUAUUGCUGCGGGGGGGUCGGGUCUAUUGGAGUCAGCGGUGAGUGAAAAUGGUAUGAAAUCGGAGGAAGAUGUCCCAGAAUCGUACAACAUGACGGAAUCAAUUUCGUCAAGUUGUGGUUAUUUAACAUCUGAGAUUGAAAGUGGAAGUACAGCAGGCACUUAUGAUUUAGAGAAUCUAUCAAAAUGGGUUCCAGAUAACCACUACAGUCGAUUGAUGGAAAUGAAUGAUAUUCCACGCGAUCCUAUCGACUGGAAUUCCACCCAGGUUAUCAUGUGGAUAAAUUGGGCGUGUAAACAAUUUCGAAUUGAAGGUCUGAAAAGUGAAAAGUUGUUCAACAUGCCAGGUUCUAGUAUGUUUAUAUUAACAGCAGAUGACUGGCGACGUCUGGUCCCCAAUGCUAAUGUGAAUUUUCUAACCCACUUGGAAUUACUGAAACGAUGUCGAAAUGUUUGUGUUCCUUAUAAUCCACAACCGCCACAACAAACCACGAACCAAUCACAAAAGCUGUAUAGACAGGUGUCACGGGCUCGUGUACGCAGCUCAAGAAAUUUAACUGAAUCCAAUCAGAGUAGGAAUUUCAAUGGAACAGGUAUUCCCUAUUCAUCACCAUAUUCUGGCGCCAUAACUGCUUACGAUAGAAAUAAUACGAAUUUACGGAUAGUAAAUUCGAAGCCAACCUUUUUAUCGUAUAAUGAUUCAAAUACGCCUGGAAGAAGAACAGUGACGUUGCGAUCAUUUCUGAGUAGUGAAAAUUGUAUAAACCGAAAUCCAGCCAAUUAUGAGACAAUGAAUAAUGGUUUGUAUGAAAUACGUUCAUCAUCGAAUGGUGUUAGUAGUGUGGGUGCUGGUGGGAGUCAGUUGAUACGCGGUCCAUUUAUAUUAACUCAAAAUAAUGGUGGUAAUUCUAUCUCACAAAGAAUUCUAAAUUACCCAUCGUUUUCUGAAUUCGACGCCAGCACUGCAGGACAGGUUCAACUGUGGCAAUUCCUCCUAGAAUUACUUACAGACUGGAGAUAUCGUGAAGCUAUCCACUGGAUCAGUGAUGAUGGCGAAUUCAAAUUAAGUAAUCCAGAAGAAGUUGCUUCUAUGUGGGGUCAUCGUAAGAAUAAACCUGCUAUGAAUUAUGAGAAAUUAUCUCGUGCAUUACGUUACUAUUAUGAUGGUGAUAUGAUUUCAAAGGUUCAUGGAAAACGUUUUGUUUACAAAUUUAUCUGUGAUUUAAAAACUCUUUUGGGUUUCUCAGCUGGUGAGCUGUAUGUGUUAGUGAGGAAUUGUGCCGAUAAGCAUUCGUAUGGUAACAAAAAGCAGCGUCUAACUUCAUCAGAAUUUUAUUCAGGAAUUAGUCAUAACCGACUCUCCCUUUAUCGUGGUGAAGAUGAGGGUUUGGUACCAGUACGCGUAGAACAGGGCCAUCGUGUUAGUUUUUUAGACCCAUCAAUGCAGCACCAGAAUGUGGAUUCGCAAUACUGGCCAGAUGCAACAUCUUCAGAUCCCCUUUCUUACAAUGUCCCAUUUUCACCUAAUUAUCGUAUAAGACAAUCAAAUAAGGCUGAAAACGAAAGGCAUAAUCGAUCGUCAGAAACGACAAUGUCCAGUGAUCCGUCAAUUCGUGAAAGACGCAUACAACGAAAACGAAGUGCUGCGGAUGUAGAGUUACAGGUGAAUACUGCGACAGAUGUUGACAACAUUAUCAUCGAUGAGGGUUGUAUUUACCAAAAUGCUUGUGACAAUAUAGAAGAUCCAGAAAAUGAUGAUUCACAAGCCUGUAGGAGUGCUUGGCGUUCACGGCGUCGUGGGUGGUGGUCUCGUAAUCCUUUGUCGGGUAUUUCACCACUUGCUUCUCCUCCUUAUUCAUCUCCUCCAUUCAAUGAACGUUUAUCGUCAAGCAUUAUACAACAACAGGAUGACAGUAAUGAUCGGUUUAAUGAAUGUCUAGUAGAUCCAAAUACCCAGUUUAAUCAUUCUAAUUUUCCAGUUGAUGAAGAUUGGGUAGCAGCUACCGCUUUAACAGAAGAUAUGGUGAACGGUGGAUCACCUCUUAACUCCUCUUCCUCUUCCUCCUCCUCUCAUUUAAUCACCAGUCCAUUUCGAUCGAGCAGAACAUGUUCUUCUGUACCACAGUCUUCCACUUCCACUUCUGCUAGUGUCACUGUUAGUGGUUAUGAUGAAGGUGAAAUACUUUCAGCAGCUGCAUCUUUAUUCAGUCAAACAGGUCAAUCGGAAACAGACGACUCAUGUUUAUUAGGUGAUCAUGUCAAUGCUGCAACAAAACCGAAAAAUCGGAAAAUGUCUUCAUUUCCCAUUGGUGAUUAUCGUUGUGAUGUUAAAUUGAAGGUGAAGAAGGAAGAAGAAGAAGAAGACGAUGACGAAGCGGAAGUAGAGCACGUAAAGCUAGAGAAUGAUUUGUUUAUUGGUGAUGUGGCGGUGGAAUUUGAUCGUCCACUGAGCAGCAGUAGUAAAUCAGUGUCUAAUCGUCGAUCAUCUAUCCGCUCAUAUGAUGCUAGUGGUCCUGUUUUACUGUCUACCUACAAUCAAGCCAUUAAUAUUGAUGCGUUUUUAGCGCAUUGAAUACAUUGACAAAUGCACAGUGUUGUACUGAGUUGUUGUUCAUUGACUCCUGUCCGCCUCAAAAGCCAUCUCAUCUCAUCCCACUCCAACCCUAACAACCCCCGCCGUGCCCGACAAUAAAAAAACACUACCUGAUAUUGUGAGUCUGAUUUAUAUAACUUUGAUUGUACAUUUAUUGUUUAUCAAAAUAGAUGUUUUCGGAUUUUGUAUUAUAUAUAUAUAAACUAAAACAGAAUCAAAUAACUAUUCAUUCAUUCAUCCACUCUUUUUUUCAUUAUCGUUAUUAUUAUUUUUUUCAAAUUAUUAUUAUUUUUUCAGAGUUAUAUUUUCCGUUGUCUUUAAAGAACAAAUAAUUUGCUCAGGUUUUAUUUUAAAAUGAUUUAUCUUUCAUGUAAUGAGGUGUUUAUAUUGUGCGUGUGUAUAUAUAUAUAUAGGCGUGUUGUUUCUAUGCAUAUAUGUAUAUAUGUAUAUUCCAUAUUUGUGUACAGUACAGUCUCUUCCACAUUUCCUCUCCCGCCCCCCCUCUCUCUUUCGCACACCGGUAUAUCUUGUGAAGACAAUAUGAUCUCGCCUAUGAUCUCUUGUACAGUAGUUCCAGUAUUAUUGAAUUCUGAAGUAGUAGUAAUAGUAGUGUGAUGGUGGUUUUUAGACCCUAACAACAUCACAUACAUAUGCUACUUCGUGGUACAUCAAUUGAGAAAUCCUGCCUGCCUGUCUGCAGUUUGUUUGUAUGUUCAACGCCACGUGAUCUGACCUCGUAUGGCAUUGUUUACACAUCAACGCAUUCCAUUCAUAGUAAUUACUCACAACAAGUGGAUUGUGUUUUCUAAAGAUGUUUUAGCAUUGCUGUAUAUAUAUACAAGAAAGAAGAAUGUGGUCGAGGAAGAGGAGGCUUGUAAAUUCGUUUCAUAAUUCCUGAAUCUCAAAUUUUUUUUACAUAAAGUGGAAUCUAUCACUAAUUAAUUUAUCAAAAGUAUUAACAGUAGUGAUAAAAAUUAUGAUUUAGUUGUUAUUGUCAACUUUUCAUAACAUUUGCAUUUCAUACUUUUAAUAUAAUAAAACUUUUGUAUUAUUUGUAAGAGUACAGCUGUUUUGUAAGACACUAAUUGUCGCCUACCUUGACCUUUCUUUCUAUUCAAUAUACUACUCACACACACAUACAUAGAGAGACAUGCACACUCUACUCUAUCACAGGCCUUGACGUGUGUGAGUUAUCUGCCUGCUGUUACACCUGUAAUCGUAAAAAUGAUGAAUUAAUACCUUGAAGUUCUUUCGGGAAAACUAUUUUGUACAUUUUUUUUACCAUUCUUCGUAUUAUUACUAUUAUUACUGUUAUUGUUAUUAUGACAAAGAUUCAUUUCUUGUUUUGUUUUUUUAUAUAUUUAUAUCGGCGUGCUUUAUUUUGGCGUUAAUCAUUCAUUGUUUAAUUGACAUUUCUCAAAAUCCG
Messenger RNA from Trichobilharzia szidati, 6205 nucleotides. Lineage: Eukaryota; Metazoa; Platyhelminthes; Trematoda; Strigeidida; Schistosomatidae. The record is from the annotation of a GenBank genome assembly.